This is a messenger RNA of Volvox carteri f. nagariensis, 378 nucleotides long. It is a transcript of the gene rps25, whose product is annotated as component of cytosolic 80S ribosome and 40S small subunit. Gene Ontology annotation, molecular function: structural constituent of ribosome. NCBI's taxonomy places the organism in Eukaryota, Viridiplantae, Chlorophyta, Chlorophyceae, Chlamydomonadales, Volvocaceae. Bases 12 to 335 code for a protein of 107 amino acids. The record is from RefSeq and is a predicted model, not a curated record. The transcript has a single exon. Gene Ontology annotation, cellular component: cytosolic small ribosomal subunit.
CUUUCAAAAAAAUGGCCCCGAAGGAGCAAAAGUCAAAGGAGGCCAAGGCCUUGGCUGCGGCCAACAGCAGCAAGGGCAAGCGGAAGAAGUGGAGCAAGGGCAAGAUGAAGGAGAAGGUCAACAACGCAAUCCUCUUCGACAAGGCAGUUUAUGAGAAGCUGCUGAAUGAGGUGCCGAAGUAUAAGAUGAUCUCGCCCUCCGUGCUGGCGGACCGCCUUCGCAUCAAUGGCAGCCUGGCUCGUGCUGCCAUUAGGGAGCUGCUCAACAAGGGGCUCAUCAAGCCUAUUGUGCACCACCACUCGCAGCUGGUGUACACGCGCGCAACCGGCGCGUAAUGUCGUCUUGGAACGUUGGCGUGUAACACAUUGGCGGCUAUGG